Molecule: messenger RNA, 1221 nt
Organism: Mya arenaria
Lineage: Eukaryota; Metazoa; Mollusca; Bivalvia; Myida; Myidae
Product: neuronal acetylcholine receptor subunit beta-3-like
Exons: 2
Coding region: 1-1221 (406 amino acids)
Biological process (GO): chemical synaptic transmission; monoatomic ion transmembrane transport; nervous system process
Cellular component (GO): membrane; neuron projection; synapse
Molecular function (GO): extracellular ligand-gated monoatomic ion channel activity; neurotransmitter receptor activity; transmembrane signaling receptor activity
Source: RefSeq, a predicted model, not a curated record
AUGCUGACUAUGAACGUGCUAUUGUUUGUGUUUAUUUAUUUGAAGGUGGUGCAAUGCCUGUCCGACCCGUUGGGUUACGUACCGCCGGCCGUCGGGCUGACUACGCUCUCGUAUGAUGAAAUGGAAGGACUAUUCACGGAUUUAUUUUUCGGUUACGACAAAACUAUUCGACCGCGACAUCAGCAGGGGGACGUGGUGAAGGUGGGCAUCUUAUUCACCCCACAGUCGAUCACAAGCCUGGAUACCACACAACAAGUGCUCACAAUGACCGGCCACUUCCGGGUGGUAUGGCAGGACCACAUGCUCACAUGGGACAGCCACGGGAACGGUGGUACCACAGAGCUUAGGCAGCAGUUGGGCAAGAUCUGGUAUCCCGGCCUUCAUCUCGACAGGGCACUGGAUAACCGCAUCAUUGGCGACCCAUUGGAUGAUACCGUCCGGAUUCUCGACAAUGGAAACGUUACAUGGAUGCCUUCUGGAUCCUUCAGUUUCCAGUGUGACGCGGACGUCCGCUACUACCCGUUUGACAAACAGACGUGCACGAUGGUAAUUUACCCGGCAGCCGUGAACAUCGCCGUGUCCAUGGAGCCGGAAGAUGUCAAUCUAGCGGAGUUCACCGAGAACGGCGAGUGGGAGCUUGUCGAAACGUCAUCCAAAGUCGUGCCCGUCAACACCGUAGACUUUGUCAGGUUCGCGUUCACUCUAAAGCGGCGGACAGGGUUCGUGGCGUACACAAUGAUAUUUCCAUUGGCAUGCCUGUCGGUGAUUAACUCCGUCUCUUUCCUCGUUCCUGUCGAGUCUGGAGAGAAAGGCUGCCUUUCCAUCACCGUCUUCCUGGCGUACGCGUUUUUCAUCACGUACGUGACGAAUAUGUUGCCCCACAACACCACCCCGGAAAUUUCGCUGUAUAUAAAGUACCUGAGCGUAAUCCUGUUUUUCAGCGUCGCCCAUUACGUGUACGUGUGCGCACAGAGCCGUAUCCACCACUGCUACGGCGGCCAGCCAUGUUCACUGCUGAAGAAAAUGCGCUAUAAAACUAAACGUAAGGUAGGACAGGCGCAGAAGCAAGCGGACGACCGGAAGCUCCGACUGAAUGGGAAUGAGGAGAUCACAUGGACGGAGUUCCUGAGGCGGCUUGAUGUUUUCAUGUUCUGUUUCAGCAUGGUCUGCCUGGCCGUCAUCAGUGCAUCGUUCGUCGUCGUGAUGAACAGCAACGCUUGA